Vavraia culicis subsp. floridensis is the source of this 1042-nucleotide messenger RNA. RefSeq lists its product as uncharacterized. Lineage: Eukaryota; Fungi; Microsporidia; Pleistophoridae. Gene Ontology annotation, molecular function: ethanolamine kinase activity. Gene Ontology annotation, biological process: phosphatidylethanolamine biosynthetic process. The record is from RefSeq and is a predicted model, not a curated record. Bases 1 to 945 code for a protein of 314 amino acids. Gene Ontology annotation, cellular component: cytoplasm. The transcript has a single exon.
AUGUCACAGGAUUUAAAUGUAAGGGCAGUCAAGAUGUUUCUUACGAGGCGUGGUGAAAAACUUAUCGGUGUUAUGCGAGAAAGGAAAGCAUAUUCUAAUUUGGUAUACCAGAUAGUGUCAAGCAAAAAACGCUAUCUUUUCAAGCAGUACAUAAAUAGGGAGAGGAGUAACGAAUUUGAAAUAUUAAAAUAUAUUAAUGUUCCCAAGGUAUAUGAAAUGGCAAAGGAUUAUCGAAUAGAGGAGUUUAUACAACAUCAGGUCCCCGAUUUUAAACGGGACAUCACGCUCAUAGCGGCUGCUUUAGCACAGUUUCAUUGCAUAGAGGUGCCUUGCAUCGAAACCUUUGAGGAUAUGUUAAUGAAAUUUAUCGCCGAAAACCAGACUCUGAACCAUAGCGAGUCUAUCACAACAAUUUACAACAAGAUCAAGUAUCUGUUGGAGGACACCUCAAUGGAUGGACUCAUUCAUAUGGACUUACAGGUAGGAAAUAUGUUAAAAAUUGAUAACGUGGUACGUUUGAUCGACUUUGAGUACAGCUGCACCGGAAAUAUUGCCCUUGACAUUGCGAACUUCUUUUGUGAGACCAUGACCGAUUACCAGCAGGACAGCAUUUUGAGAGUUGAACGGGGAUUCAAUACAAGGCAAAAAAAAAAAUUUCUUGAGGAGUAUCUCAGACACAACGAUCGGAUGACCAUGGAUGUGGAGGAGCUCUACGUCAAGGUCAGGGAAAUGGAGUGUCUGAGCCACUUUCUUUGGUUCCUUUGGGGACGGAAACGUCUAUUCAUGGACGAUAUUACAUCGGAUUGCUUUGAUUACGUUACGUACAGUUUAAAUCGCCUAAGCUUCCUUGAAUGCAAAGAAUUCGAUUCUGAUAUAUCUGAAUUGCGCGAGGAACUUGAAGGUUUACAGCACCCCGACAAGAGUGAAAAAGUGCAGCACGAAUAAUGCUCAUUCGCAAGAAUUAUUCAUUAAAAUCCGUUGUAGAGUUUCUUUUAUGAAUAUGUGUUUUUUACAACAUUUCUGGCUGCUACAUCUUGAGAGU